AUGCCCUUUGGCCAGCUGAAGUUCAAGGAGCUGGGUGAGGAGGAGCCCACCUGGGAGGAAGAGAGCCUGGACAGCGUGAAGGCGCUGACGGCCAAGCUGAAGCUGCAGACGCGGAGACCCUCCUACCUGGAGUGGGAAGCCCGGGUGCGGGGGCAGCCCUGGCACAGCCGGACCCCUGGGGAGGCGCGGAGGGCAGAGCAGGGCCCUUGGCACCCUGAGGAUGAGCGGGAUGGUGGCAUCUGUGGCUUUGCCACCAUGGAAUCAGCUCUGGAGUGGCUCAGGACGGAGCUG
This is a messenger RNA of Balearica regulorum gibbericeps (East African grey crowned-crane), 291 nucleotides long. NCBI's taxonomy places the organism in Eukaryota, Metazoa, Chordata, Aves, Gruiformes, Gruidae. The record is from RefSeq and is a predicted model, not a curated record.